AUGAAUCCUCUCCCCCAGUCACAGUUUGUCCCCCUGGCUGAAGCUCUUUGCUGCACCGUAUCGCAGAUGAACGCGAAUCACGUGAAGGCUACGCAGGAAACGCUGACAGAGCAACUCGUGAAAAGCUAUCCAGGCAUUGCUGUUCCCUCCCACGAAACUGUGUAUCMCACCCUCAGCACUCUAAUUAAAGACAGGAAGAUCUAUCACACGGGAGAGGGCUACUUCACAGUCACCCCUAGCACCUACUUCAUCAGCCAUAACACCACCGAAGCCACAAAAAGGGGCCCACUGGAGGGCAGUUGCUGCUCAUCACGCUCCAUCACUUACCUUGUCACCAUAGAGCGCUGUGCAGACCUAACCAAGGAAAACAUUCCUACACUAUCCCGCUACAGAUCCUGCCGUUGUUUUCCUGACAGGAAUACGCUCCAUGAACAAAGACAUCAGCAGCUUCGGAGGUCUGAACCUAAUGRGGGAGGUAAGAAUGGCUGCAAGGAACUGAAGUCUUCAAUUCAAGACGAAAUGGUGUCAGCGUGUGGUGAAACCCAUUCCUGGGACACCAUCAAACUCCUGGUAUCAGCGAAAGAAAAACUGAAAUGUAAAAGAUUUGGCCUUGGCCUUUUUUGCAGGAAAAAAGGCAGGAAAGAGUAUUCCACCUUCUCAGCCCAGUUUCCUCCCAAGGAGUGGCCAGUGAGGGACGAAGAUGACCUGGAUAAUAUUCCACGUGAUAUCGAGCAUGAAAUCAUCAAGCGCAUCAACCCCAUGCUAACAGUUGAGAAUCUGAUUAAACACACGGUACUGAUGCAGAGGCUGGAGGAGCAGAAAACGUGUUUUAGCAAAGGGACCUUGGCUGAACCGUUAGCACUCAGGCAAAAUCAUCUCGCAAAGGAGCCCGCGCAGAAGGCACAAAGUAAAGCAGCAGGGCAUGGCAGGAAAAGCAAACCAAGCAAGGAGAAGCCAGUUAGCAGAAGCAAGAGGAAAUCUCAAAUACAAGGGCUAACAUCGCACAGUGAGAAACCAGAGGAGCAUCUGUCACUGUAUGAUACAAACCCAAAGCUGUUUSACACAGCUGCGGCCUCCCAGGGCAUGUAUAAAAAGCAAAUUAAGAACCCGUUUCAGGGCCUGUCGUGGAGACACGACUUGAACGUGAAGGGGAACGAAGGUCAGACUAAGAGUCAGCCCAAGCCCAGGGCUCGAAAGCAACAAAGGAGGUCUCUGGAUUCCUCAAAAACCUUUGGAUGUGAAGCUGAACUGGYUGCUGAAAAGCAGGCUGACAAAGCCAAGCCAAAUAAAUUGCUCCAUGUUAAUAGAUCUUCUCUCCAACUGAGCAAAGACAGCUUAAGCGAAGAAGGUCGUCAUCUGCAAGGCAGCACUUUGCAAACAGAUGACAAAUGUAAAUACUUUAUGGAGAGCAGGAUUUCUGAAGGCAGCAUCUGCAGACAAACAGCCCCAAAAAAGCCUGUGGCUGCUCAAAAAUCCCCUCGUCGUUACACUGAAGACGAUGUUGUGUGCAAAGGAGAUGCAAAAUACUCAUUAAAUGCAAAAGAUGAGCACUCCAAGUACAAAGCUCACUCUGCAUGUAAAUUGCUAGAUCAAACAUCAAACACGUUUCAAAAUGUCAGCCUUUCAAAUUAUACAACCCGUGCUAACCUGCUACACGAAAACAGUGUGAAAUACAGACAAAAGACUGAUAAAAGGAAGGAAUUUGUAUCUGAAUCCGACUGUAGGAACCGGUCUGGAUCAGUGAAGCUGGGAGGUGAGGGACUUGCCCAUGACUGCCACCUGGUGCACCAAAAAGCUCGUGAUGGCAACACGUGUGGCUCCUUGUGUGUGGGUGACMAUUUUGAGCGCGGUGAGGCAGGGCACUUGCACCCUGGCUGUGCUUUUUCAGGUGCAAAGGGCUGCCGUAGGGCCGUGCAAAAGGCACAAAAGACACCUAUGUGUGUGGAAAACGUGAUGGUUAAUGUUCAUCCAGCCCAGCAUUGCCCCGCUGUAAGCCAAUGUGACUCCCGAGAGCACCAAUACGAGCAAUGUUCUAGUCUCGCUGAACCAAGAGAUGGCCCAAAAGUGCACGAGGAAACAGGUAUCACUAAAAGCUGUCCCUGCAGCCCAGUGCUUCUGACGAGGCACAGAAAGGAAGAGGAAACUGGUCUCCGUGCAUGUGUGAAGGCUUCAGCUGUUACAGACUUCUGCAAGGUUCCUGGCGCUUUGCAGAGCUGCAGCUGCGAGAUGGGAGAAGAGCUGGAGUGCUCUGCCCUGGGCCCGCAGGCCAAAGAAAGGAGAAACUCCGUGGUGAAAAACGGUCGCUGUCUUAACAGUGCUUGUGCUGUGAUUGCAGGGCAGAAUCACUCGGAAGGAACAGAAAAUUACAGCAUUACYGGAGACAGCGGUAUUGACUCCCCAAGAACACUGAGUCUGACACCUAAUAAUUCUGCUAUCUUAGAUGGAAUGAAAAGACAAAGCUUCCUGCAAAAUUUUGAGUUGACCGAGGAACAGAAGGAAGGGGCUUUCUCCAAUUUUUCUAUUUCCAAAGGGACCAUUCAGCUGCUUCAGGCUCGAGGAGUGACGUACCUGUUCCCCGUGCAAGUAAAGACCUUCCACCCGGUGUAUUCRGGCAAGGAUGUCAUUGCUCAGGCACGAACUGGAACGGGGAAAACGUUCUCCUUUGCUAUUCCCUUAAUUGAAAAGCUGCAGGCGGACACCCAGGAAAGAAGAAGAGGCCGUUCACCAAAGGUAUUAGUUCUUGCUCCAACAAGAGAGCUGGCAAACCAGGUUGCCAAAGACUUCAAGGACAUCACAAGAAAACUCACAGUAGCCUGUUUUUAUGGAGGAACUCCAUAUAAUGGGCAAAUCGAUCUCAUCAGAAGUGGCAUUGAUAUUUUGGUGGGCACGCCUGGUCGAAUCAAAGACCACCUUCAGAAUGGCAAGCUGGACCUUAGCAAGGUGAAACACGUGGUCCUGGAUGAAGUCGACCAGAUGCUGGACAUGGGGUUUGCCGAGCAAGUGGAGGACAUAUUACGAGUUGCGUACAAGAAGGAUUCUGAAGACAAUCCCCAGACGCUACUGUUUUCUGCAACUUGCCCACAUUGGGUGUAUGACGUAGCWAAGAAAUACAUGAAGUCCAAAUACGAGCAGAUUGACCUUAUUGGGAGAAGAACUCAGAAGGCUGCUACAACAGUAGAACAUUUGGCCAUAGAGUGUCACUGGUCUCAGAGAGCUGCGGUUAUUGGGGAUGUCAUUCAGGUCUACAGCGGCAGCCACGGGCGGACCAUCGUCUUUUGUGAGACCAAGAAGGAGGCAAAUGAGCUGGCUCUGAAUGCUUCCAUCAAGCAGGACUGCCAGUCGUUGCACGGAGACAUUCCUCAGAAGCAAAGGGAGAUAACACUGAAGGGUUUUAGAAAUGGUGCAUUUAAGGUCCUGGUGGCGACAAAUGUGGCUGCCCGUGGUUUGGACAUCCCCGAAGUUGACCUGGUUGUGCAAGGGUCGCCCCCAAAGGAUGUGGAAUCCUACAUCCAUCGUUCCGGACGUACAGGCCGAGCUGGCCGAACUGGGAUCUGCAUUUGUUUUUAUCAGCGAAAGGAAGAAAACCAGUUAAGAUACGUGGAGCAAAAAGCGGGCAUUACAUUUAAGCGUGUUGGCGUUCCUACUGCUACAGAUAUAAUAAAAGCUUCCAGCAAAGAUGCCAUCAGGUGUCUGGACUCAGUUCCUCAGACUGCUAUUGAGUACUUCAAGGAGUCUGCUCGGUGGCUGAUACAGGAGAAGGGGCCUGUGAACGCCCUGGCUGCAGCUCUCGCCCACAUUUCAGGCGCUACUUCCAUUGAGCAGCGCUCCCUGCUCAACUCGGAUGCUGGGUUUGUUACGAUGAUACUACGCUGCUCUGAAGAAAUAAACAACAUGAGUUAUGCGUGGCGAAGUCUGCGAGAGCAGCUGGGGGACGAUAUUGACAGGAAGGUCAGCAGAAUGUGCUUCAUCAAGGGAAGAAUGGGUGUGUGCUUCGAUAUUCCUGCAGCAGACCAAAAGGAAAUAGAGGGCCGGUGGGAGGACUCGAAGCAGUGGCGYCUGUGUGUGGCCACCGAGCUGCCCGAGCUGCUGGAGGCGCCGCGAGGAGGAGGAGGAGGCGGUGGCGGCGGCGGCCGGGGCUUCUCCAGCUCCCGCAACGGGCGGCGCGGAGGCUCCGGCAGGAACCGCUUCCGAAGCCGCGGCCAGAAACGAAGUUUUGACAGAGCCUUUGAUCGCUAGCGGUGGGAGCAGAACACCGGGACUCAUGUAUUUUAUACCACCCUCCACUAGGCUGUUCCUCUGUGUUUGUACCACUUUGGAAAAAAAGAAAUCUGUCAACUC
Molecule: messenger RNA, 4338 nt
Organism: Nothoprocta perdicaria
Lineage: Eukaryota; Metazoa; Chordata; Aves; Tinamiformes; Tinamidae
Product: storkhead-box protein 1-like
Exons: 16
Coding region: 1-4236 (1411 amino acids)
Biological process (GO): positive regulation of transcription by RNA polymerase II
Cellular component (GO): nucleus; cytoplasm
Molecular function (GO): ATP binding; helicase activity; RNA polymerase II transcription regulatory region sequence-specific DNA binding
Source: RefSeq, a predicted model, not a curated record